This is a messenger RNA of Musca domestica (house fly), 5552 nucleotides long. RefSeq lists its product as uncharacterized. Lineage: Eukaryota; Metazoa; Arthropoda; Insecta; Diptera; Muscidae. The transcript is spliced from 2 exons. Bases 313 to 4320 code for a protein of 1335 amino acids. The record is from RefSeq and is a predicted model, not a curated record.
CACAUCGUGUGGCCAAGUUUUCUGGCAUGAAGGAGAGAAUUCCUAUACGCCUAUAUUUGAUACAUACAGAAUUAAUCGAUUUGGUCAAUUUUAUAUUCCAACAGAUUUUCCAAGUGGAUAUUUUUUAAUGUUUUUGCAACCGAUUGUAGUGUAACCAAUAAUGCAAAGUUGUUUGAAAAUGGCUCUAAUGUAGAUUACUAGCCUUAUUGUAUCUACUUUUCUUAUUGGAAUAUGUUACGUGUAUUAAGAAACACUAAAAUGACAAUCGAACUAAUAGUAUGAGCAAUAUAUUGUUAUAUUGCUUUCGCAAAUAUGCCGAGAAAUACUGCCAAAUGUAGACGAAAUGUUAAGGGAAGCAGGUCCAAUGUCGUACAAAAAGCUGAAGACAAGCUAUCAAAUAAUAUGGCUCCGAAGGAGAAUAAGGAGACAAGACGGAGGGUAACAGUAAAAACAGAACUUUUAUCUGCAAUAGAACCAAUUACAGAACCUGUGCACCAGAAAGGAUAUCGGAAGUCUGAACGUCGAAGAGUAGCUCGUGAUAUUUUUUUAGUAUUUGAGGAGCAGCCCAAUACACGACGAGCCAGAGGAUCAAAUAAGAAACAACCAAAACCAAAGUUUGGACAUCUAAAGGUGGAGGAAACUGUAAAGUCAAAUACUCUUUUGAGGGAUAUAAAAAAUGAACCAAAAUGUUACUUAGGAGAAAACACUGUUCAUCAUCAAAUUGAUAAAAAGGACGCUAAAAAUAAAGUCACAAACGCCAUUGCAAACACACAAUUAAAAAUCUGGUCAUCUGCUUCGAGUAAGACACAUUGUUCUGUGUAUUCCAGCAUUGCCAGCCGAGAACAUACAAAUUUGUCCCAGGAAACAAGCCCUGAAAAUGUUUCUCAAGUCGCGAAAGUCAAUCCUAUAUUUCUUUGGGCAAAACAAGACAACACACGUAUCAUUGAAGUGCGUUGUGAAGAUUAUGACAAACGCAAUAGAAUACGUAUAACAAAAACCUCAAACGGUUGGCGCGCUAUGCCACGUUCUGAUCCAUCAUCGUCAAAGGUUCUUAAACUAUACACUACACCGCUGGUAAAAGUCAAACAUGAAGCUCCAAUUCAAGCAAAUACUAACAUAUCCCAAUCAAAUACCACUAUAUGUGCAGAUGCUAUCAGCGAUAGUAAACCCGUUGUAGUCGAAUCAGAAAUUUUGAAGCAAAGUAUGGCUCUGGACCCCAUUGACAUAGGAAUACAGGUCAAUGGAAUAGACUGCUCUAUAAAACAGCCACCAAAGAAAUCUAAAAAGAAGAAAACAAGAAAGCGCAAACGUGUAUUUACUUGUAAAAAGGCUACAAUAAAAAUUAAUGUCACUGGCGUCGAAGAAUCAAAUUUAGAAAAAAUUAAUUUUACUGAGAACAGUACACUCGAACCUCUUAUAUGCCAAAAAGGGGACAUUUCGUCAGAACAUAAUUUGGGGAAAACGUGUGAACCCUUUUCAGAAAGCUUUCCUGAAAAAUCGUGUUUGAAUGUGACCAAAAUUAAUACUGAUGUUGACGACAGUGCACCUAAGUCUUGUUUGUCGACAAUCAAAGAAACCUUUACAGCAGAACAUCUAGCAUAUCCGAAUGAAUCUAACGAUGAAAAUUCACUACAACUAUGUCCAAAAACGGGUCUAUUUUUAAGAAAUGUACCCAGUCAUGACAAUAUUGUUGAAAUUAUGGAGGAUAAUCAUGAUAGGGAAACCCUCUCACGGAAGAUUAUUUCCAUAGAUACUAAACCUAAUUCCGCAGACGAUAACAAUGAGAGUUUGGAAGCGAAGACUCGAAAUCUUAAAGACCUUUUAGAUGAUGCCGAUCUUUUUCAACAUUGUGAUGAUAAUGCCAAUUGCGAUGCCGAUUUAAUUGACACGCUCGUUAAAUCAAGUUGCGAGAAUAAUUUAAUACAAACAAACGAACAUAGUGAAAAAGAAAUGAUUGAGAAUACACACAUCAAAAAUAUAGACACAGUUGGAGAUAACAUGUUGGUGGUUAAUGAACCACCAAAAUGUCUUUCUUUUAAUGAAGCUGGAGAAAUCGAAGCUCUAAACUGUGAAUUAUUUCAUCCGAACGAUGAGUUUAUUGAUUCGUUUGUUGAAAAACAAAGAUCAAAAGCAAUAUGUGGCGUCGGAUUAUCUAGUAAUAAUAAAUCUGUCGUUACAAUGGUACAAUCUUUGGACAUACAGCACAGUCCUGUCAUAGAAGAUAUAUCAGGCAUUAGUGAAGAUAAAGGCAUACAAGACAAUCAUGGAGGCAUACAUAUAAUUGAAGAAUCUCCCAAAGACCUAAGUUACAAAAAAAGAGAAGAAGUCUGCCCCCCUUCAGAGUCUCGAAGUCAAUGUGCUGUAACAUCAAGUUCUGAUGUUGUUAAAUCCCAAAACAUGGACGAGUCUUCUGCUUUGGCGACUUCUUCCGAAACGUUGAAAAAUCUUAUAUUGGAGCAAUUUAUGAAGUUAAACACUAUGUCAGGACAGAAGCAUUCUGGCGGUGUCAAGCAGUUGGAUGAUCCCCAUCUAAGUUCAUCUUGCUCAAAAGGAAACAUGUCAUCCGAUAUAAUUGAAACUGUUGUUAUUGAGGACAGUGAUAGUGCUAAUGAAGAUAAUCAGAUCGAUCGAUGCGAAGAACCGCUGAAAAAGCGUUUACGUGCUAGUGCAUUACCAGCUGCGAAAGUUGCUAAUGAUGAAUUUGUUAAAUCGAAAUUGGCAAUGAUUGACAAAGAUCCUGACCCAUUGACUCAGUUGAGGUUACUCAUUCGAAACUCUCAAUGGAAAGUUCCUGAUCCCAUCCUAGUCCCAAAAGAUCGAUUAAGUGCUGUACUGGCAUCACCUGCCAGAGAAAUUCCUCUUUUAAUUACAACUCGUCCCGAAUUAAGACUUCCAGAAGCGUUUGCUUAUCCUGAAAUAAUACAGAACCCUAACAUACUUGUUAUAUCUAUGGCCCAGUUAGAAGCAAUACUUAAGAACAAUAUCGAAACAGAUACUAGAAAAUCAAAAGAUUUAGGAAGCAAAUCAUCGUCGCAAAUAUUUCCACAAAGUAUUGGAAAACAUACCAAGUUGGUCGCCGAUUUUGUUGAGGAAAAUCAAGCGCAAAUCGCAACUAAUAUGAUUUCUCAAAGAUAUGGCAAUGAAGAAAAAAUUUUAAGAAAAACUAAAUCAAGUGAAACUACAUCCAAAGAGGAAAGUGCCAAGUUAGCACACAAUGAGUCGAGUUUAUCUACCGACAUUAAUGCGGCAACAAUGGCCGUUCUCAAUCAAAUGCUUUGGCUCCCAUAUUUUGGUCAGAUGUCCCAGGAUUUUAUCAAUUCUGUUAAGACGCCACAGCUUUAUACUCAAUCUGCACAUCCGCUUCCUUCAAAGACAAAUAAUGUAAAUACUGAAUCGUGUAAUGCUAUUAGAAGUCAACAAACAAAAACAGCAGCAACGCGUGAUAGUCAAAAUUCUAAUGGCAUUUUCUUAAAUACAGGGCUAACAUCUUUGUUUAAACAAGGUCAAGUGGAUGAUUUAAAUUUGUUUCAGAAAAUUGUACAGCAUCAAAUGCAAAAUGUAAUAAACUUGACACAGGUAAAAAACUCUACUUCAACAGAAGCAGGUGCAAACGCAACCGCUGUUCCUAAUAAUGCCUUCAUAAAUGAACAAAGUUCGCAUGCUGGACUAGCAGUGCACAGCUUGUUAAAUACCGAAAAAAAUUAUAGAAAUAUAUUAGCUGCACCGCAAAUAAAAUUAAAAAAUGUUGGCCAAAAUAACCUUGGAGACUCCACUAAAACAUAUAAUCUAAGGAGUUCUGUCGCGUCACGACUGUCUUCAGAUUAUAACCAAUUUUCAAAUUCAAAAAGACCAAAUCUCGACAAUAAACCUAGGCUAACGUGUAAAUCUUUAUCAAAUCUCAUAGAUCCCGAACACAAACAGCCGACAAAUAUGACUGCAUCCUCAAGUCUAAUUGCACCAUGUGUUCUCAGCGCAGAUCCGAAUUUUCAACAAACAAACAAUGACAUUAAAGACCAAUCAGCUGAAAAUAAUAUGUUAGGAGUAUCUUGCCCGCCUGUUCCAGAUCACUUUUCAAAUACCUUAAGGGUCCAUUCGAGUGAUAGUACAAGGAACGUCGAUUCUUUAAACGAUCACAAUAAACAAAGUAGCAAAAUUGUCGACAAUGUUCUUGUAGAUAAUGUUUCUAGAAGUGGAGAUUCGGUGAGCUUAUCUAAUGAAACCAAUAUACCACUAUGGCAUCCACUAUUUGGAAGUAACUCAAAGUCGGUAUCAUACAGUAGCCCUUGGCAAUGGACGACCGUGACAGCAGCAGGUGAAUGACAAUCGAGGGCUCUGAAUAAAGAGCCCAAUAUAUCCAAAGUCGAAAGCAAUUCAUCUAAGGUGAAUAACGUUGCCACCAAUCCUACAAAUGUAGACUAUGCAAAUGUUAAUAACAACAACAGCGGCAGCAUAAGCGACACUAUUAAUAAUCCGCUAAGUAUGUACAGUAAUAUGGGAAUUGAUAACAGAAAUUGUCCACAAAAUAAGGCAUAUCUAAAUUUGGAAAGCACUACGGGGAACCACCAACAGUUGCAUAAUACCAAGAGGAAGGAUCCCCAUCUACAAGCAUCGUACAACCUCUGUAAAGAAGAUUCCAGAGCAGCAGCUGCUGUUGAAUAUUCAAAUGUUUGGCAGCAACAACAGCACUAUAAUUCUCACAACUGGCAAUCUACAGGGAUGACAAACAAUCGUAAUUAUGUCAACAAUUUACCCAAGUAUGCAAGUGCAAAUCGAAUGCACACCUUUCAAAAUCCUCGUCCACUAUAUAUGCAGUUCAGCCCUUAUUUGGCACAAAGGACCAUUAUUGCAUCUCAAAAUCCUUCCCAGCCGAUUCCUCAACGUUCCGAAAGUCAAUCAAAUGAAAUCCAGCAAAGUAUGCGUUUCGGGGACUACGAUUUUGUACAACGUUAACGCUUUUUGUGUAAUUUAAAAUGUCAUAACAGACUUCAUUCAUUCCGUAACAGAGGAACCCUUUAAAAUCAACAACAUAAUUGUCGAAUUUCUCCUGAGUAUAAGCUACCAUAUUGGGAAAUGUUUAUGCUUUCGUAGCCACAUAAAUAACGAAAACAAUGUGAGACCUUCAACGCAUCUACAUUUAUGUGACUUUAAUUAGAAAAUUUGUUAUAAGUAGUUUGUUACGCACUAAUAUUGUUAAUCUGUACAUCUCAACCUAUUGUAUUUAUUUAUUUGUUUACCUUUAUGUAUCUGCAUAAUUUACAAUAAUUUAUGGAAUAUGUAUGAAUUCAAAGGAUUGACUAAAAAGUCAAGAAUCAAAAAUAUCUUGUUAUAUUAUAUUAUUUAUAUUAUUAUUUUACAUUUCGAUAUUUCCCAAAAAAAGAAACAAAUAGCGGUGAUUUUAAAUUAACAUUUCAUUCCACAAGGCAAAUCUAAUCUAUAGUAAAGACAAAUUCAUACACAUGUAUCAAUUGAUCAGUUUAUUGUUCUUAUAUACAAUGAGGGAAUAGUUAAAUAAAAAACAAAAAAUAAAAAAAACACAUUUGGGAUAAAAUUAA